CAAGUGCAAUUAAGGAUGACAACACAGGAUGGAAAUUAUCUUUUUAAUAGAAGGAAGUUGAUGCAGUUGUGUUGUGUGGAACAGUUUGCGCAGGAUCCGUCAUGGGGAGGAUUUCAUCAACUAAAGAUUCAAAGGAAAGCCGCAAAGAAAAAUCUGGGAGGAAUCGCCUAUCAAAUAAUUCUCUUAAGAAUAAUGGAGAUGCUGGCAUUUCGGGGAGCUCAUUUUAACUGGGAUGAUUACUUGAAAGAAAGUGGAGAAGUUCCAGCUCCCCUGCACUGUUUUAGACAGCCGAGAAUUCCACCCAGCAAUGAGUUCAAAAUCAAUAUGAAGCUUGAGGCUCAGGAUCCAAGAAAUGUUACCUCCAUUUGUAUCGCUACAGUGGUUGGAAUAACAGGAGCAAGACUGCGAUUACGGCUUGAUGGGAGUGACAACAAAAAUGACUUUUGGAGAUUGGUUGACUCAUCUGAUAUACAACCUAUUGGGACUUGUGAGAAGAACAGUGGAAUGCUGCAGCCUCCACUUGGAUUCCGAAUGAAUGCAUCCUCCUGGCCAAUGUUUCUGUUGAGAACACUAAAUGGAGCUGAAAUGGCCCCAACAUCUAUAUUUAAAAAGGAACCUCCAAGUCCACAGCAUAAUCAUUUUAAAGUUGGGAUGAAACUGGAAGCUGUGGAUCGGAAAAACCCUCAUCUGAUUUGUCCAGCGACUAUUACUGAAGUGAAAGGAGAAGACAUUUUUAUAACAUUUGAUGGUUGGAGAGGCGCAUUUGACUACUGGUGCAAAUAUGACUCCAGUGAUAUUUUUCCAGUGGGGUGGUGUAGCCUGACAGGAGAUAGUCUCCAGCCACCUGGAAAUAGGGUUUCUAUUCCAAAGAAUAUUCCUGCAACUCCAUCAACUCCUUCCAGAUUGACUAAAAGGACGAUGCAGCUACCACAGAAACCUAAUGAGAUGCCAACACAGAAGGGGCGUAAAAGCAUUCGAGGCAAACAACCUGGGCAGUCCCCUUCAAAAAAUACCAUACCAUUGCAAAUUAAUUCAUCACCUAAAUCUGUUUCUGGUGCUGAUCCAAUCAAACCAACGAAAAGAGGAGCAAAGCCUGGAGUGAAGAGAAAGACUCGCAUAGUACCGAGUCCACAUCCUCCUUCACCCACCACAACAAUGCCCGAACCUGACAUCAGUAGUGCCCAGGGACCUCAAGAUGCUGCCAGUAUUCCUAGUACAACUCCAUCAGUAUUGUCCACAGUUUGUGUGUAUGUUAACAAACAUGGAAACUGUGGACCACAUUUGAAUAAAAAAAAAGUUCAGCAACUUCCAGAUCACUUUGGGCCUGGCCCUGUGCCGAUAGUGCUUCAACAGGCUGUACAGGGCUGUGUUGAUUGUGCUUACCAAGCGAAAACAGUCUUCUCAUUUUUAAAGUCAGGACAUCACGGAGGAGAAGCAAUAACUGCCUCGUUUGAUGGAGAGAAGCACACAGUGAAGCUUCCAUCUGUAAAUAGUGUUUCAUUCGUGUUACGAUUUCUGGAAAAACUCUGUUACAGUCUGCAGUGCGAGAACCUCUUUAGCAGCCAACCUUUCAGCCCAUAUAUGGGAAAUGCACAUAGUCCAACAGAAUAUGAGAGAGUAAAAUCAGCCAAAGAAGAGAUUCAGAUCCAUUCUUUAAAACGAUUUCCAAAAAAUCCACCUCCAUCUCCCAUCUCUCCAAAACUUCCUAGAGCAGAAUCUCAUCCUUCAGAAGAAAUAUUACCUGCAGAAGAUAAUGUUACACCAAAGGAACACAAAUAUUCGGAGACCUUGGAUUCUGCUAAACCACCUAGCCCCUCUCAACGAAAUUCAAGUGAAUAUCGUAACUCAGGAAAUAAACUUGUUUUCAGAAAUUCAGUUGUACCAUCCUGUUCUACCUCAAACUCUACAUCAACUUUACGAAGAGUGGCUUCAAACUCCGCAGCAAAUAAUGGUUACUACGAUGUUAACAGAGCCCGAAUGCAAAGGAGAAUAGAAGCUGCAAGUUCUACUACUGGACCUGACCUUCAUUCGACAGAACGAGACUCUCCAAGAACUAAUAGCAAAGAUCCUUCAACUUGGUCUAUUGAAGAUGUCAUGAAGUUUGUUAAAGAUGCAGAUCCCAUGGCUUUGGCACCACAUGCAGAUCUCUUCAGAAGACAUGAAAUUGAUGGAAAGGCACUGCUCUUACUGCGAAGUGACAUGAUAAUGAAAUACAUGGGGCUGAAGUUGGGUCCAGCUUUGAAGCUUUGUUAUCAUAUUGAAAGAUUGAAGCAUGGAAAGUACUAACAGAGGAUAACAUUUUUUCAUCAACCUGAUGGAAAUUUUGAUCCCUAAAGCCACUGAAAUCCUUUUUGUGAAAUAUUUUUCAGAUUUCUCUUGUGAGGAGUGGCUGCUUUGCUGUUUAAUGAGACAUUUAAAGCUAUAGAAAUGUACAGUUUCAUCCUGCAAUGUAGUAUUGAAAUGGCCCUUGUUUUAAUCAUUGUCAAAGGAUGUUUGUGUACGUUUUUGUUUUCAAGGGUGCUGAAAAUGCUAAAUAUUGUGCAUUUAUACUAUUUCUGUAAAUUCAUUCAUUCUUUAAACACAAUUCAGUCUGCAGUUAGUCAUGCAGGCCUUUCAUUGUAUGUUCCUGAUUUUAAUAUGCACGUUUUACAAUAUUCCAUUUGCAAUACCUGAUAAUCCACAAAUACAGUUUGUUUCCUGUUUCCAAAAUAGCUAAAAUCCAAAGGAUAUCUGCAUCAGGAUUUUACUGUACUAAAAUGUUUAUGCAAAGCUUCUAGAUUACUAGAAGGAUUUUUGAAUGAUCAGGUGUUCUUGCCUUGUUAGCAAAUCCCGUGACUGUUCUUACCUAGCUCUUCCUAUGCUCCAGUGGAGCAAACAGUCUUGUAUCAUAUGUUCAACCAGACUAAUGCUGUCACACCUUUUGGGGUCAGACAGUAGUUUACAUUGUUAUGCAGUAAUUGAAAACUAGACCAGUACAAUGUCUUGGAAGGUUACAUUGAGACAUUUACAUUUAUACUAUGUUCUUACCCUCAAUUUUUUUAAACAUAAUUUGUUGACUAUAUGGAUUAGUCAACUAGCCAUGUUUUUAUACACUGUGAGAUCUAACAUAUUGAUAGUAAUCAAUUUUACUAUCUGUGCCUGUGAAGAUAAAUUAAAUCAGGGACAAGAAUGUAACAUUUCCUAGCCAGUAACAGUUUGAAUGUAUUUCAUAAGUAAAUUAAUUGGAAGAAGUAACUAUUUUACACAUGUAGUCUGUGAAAAUAGUUUAUUUUGUUGCUGGUUGCCUUUUUGUACAAGGUAAUUUCCUUUUAGUAAAAUAAAAGCAAAAUAUUUUUUGCAUAGGUAAUGAAACACUUAUGGGAAAAGAUGCUUUAUGCUUAACAAACAUUUUGUAGUUAUAUAAACUCGUGUAACUUUUGUAAGUGUAGUCAUGUUAUAAUUUAAGAAUAGUCUUUGUUAUUGUUUAUAAACAGUCCUGUUUUGGUUUUAACUGAGCAUCUCUCUCUGUUGCAAUUCUAAUAAGCAAUAGUCAAAGCACUGUAUAUAUAAUAAAACAUCUUGGCAAGAAAUAAAUGAUUUUGGUCAGU
Messenger RNA from Leucoraja erinaceus (little skate), 3587 nucleotides. It is a transcript of the gene scml2, whose product is annotated as Scm polycomb group protein like 2. Gene Ontology annotation, biological process: regulation of DNA-templated transcription. Gene Ontology annotation, molecular function: protein binding. NCBI's taxonomy places the organism in Eukaryota, Metazoa, Chordata, Chondrichthyes, Rajiformes, Rajidae. The coding region runs from base 16 to 2286 and encodes 756 amino acids. Gene Ontology annotation, cellular component: nucleus. The transcript has 17 exons. The record is from RefSeq and is a predicted model, not a curated record.